Molecule: messenger RNA, 1241 nt
Organism: Coccidioides posadasii C735 delta SOWgp
Lineage: Eukaryota; Fungi; Ascomycota; Eurotiomycetes; Onygenales; Onygenaceae
Cellular component (GO): mitochondrion
Molecular function (GO): (3R)-hydroxyacyl-[acyl-carrier-protein] dehydratase activity
Source: RefSeq, a predicted model, not a curated record
CUCCGAGGGAGGAUUGCCCUGUACCGUCAAACUGGAGGUAGGAGAUAGACUUCCAGUUAAGUAACAGCCAUGAGCCCGAUCAGAUGUGCCUCCUUUCCCUUCCCGCGGUCCUAUAAUUCCAUUCUCAGAUUCACAGCACCAUCUUCUGCGCGGCUUUCAUCAUCAACAGCUACCUCAGCCGCUUCAGCAUCCACAGUCGCAAGCAGAUUUCUAGCAAAAUGCCAGUCUAUCGGCCCUCAGACUCGUACUCAGCUCCUCGACGCUAACCAGCUCCAGCUCUUCUCGCUGACCCUCAAUCGAAAUAAUCUAUACUCCAACACCCCGGCACUCUCCAAUGCUGCGCCACCCCCGGUAGGAACACCGGUUCCACCGGGAUAUCAUCUUAUUUACUUUACUCCUGCAUUUCUGGAGAGUGAGCUGGGGGUUGAUGGGACCGAUGUGUCGUAUAACCCUGACGCGCCAUUUACUCGGCGGAUGUGGGCUGGUGGGGAAGUUCAUUGGCCACGGACGGCAGAGGGCAAGUUGAAUUUAUUAAGAGUUGGACAAGAAGUACAGGAAACGACGAGAUGCUUGAGUGCCGAACCAAAGGUAAUCAAGAAGACCGGCGAGGAGAUGAUUGUUGUUGGCGUGGAGAAAGUGUUCAAGAACGAGCAUGGCGUUGCGCUCAUCGACAAGCGGAAUUGGGUAUUUCGAGAAGCGCUCAAGGUUCCAUCCCCCUCGGAACCGCGCUUGUCACCUCCGCUUCCAUUGACGUCAAAACCUCCUCCGCCGCCAAAACCGUCUUCCCCAACCGCCAGAAUACACGCCCGGAAUCUUCGCCAGACUCCUGAAAGCUUAUUCCGAAUGUCUGCCCUGACGUUUAACGGGCAUAAAAUCCACUACUCACUGCCAUGGGCCCGCGAAGUCGAGGGGCAUAAGGGCCUUGUCGUUCAUGGCCCGCUAAAUCUGAUUUCGAUCUUGAACCUCUGGCGGGACGUGCGUGAGCAGAGUGGUGGUGAUCCGCAAGAGAUCGUCCCUGACAGCAUUAGCUACCGGGCCACUAACCCGCUAUAUGCUGGAGAGGAGUAUCAAAUUGUUCUCGAGGAGGAUGGGAAAUCAACCAAGGCGAAUAUAUAUAAUCCCGAUGGAGUCAUUUGCAUGAAAGCGGAUAUAUUAGGAUAAGGAGGUGUCUUGGGAGGAUCGGAGCUCUCGUCAUGCGUUCCAAGUUUCUUCAAUGAUGUACAGUGCAUACAUACAUAAUU